CUCUCUCCCCACUUGCAAACACUUACUUUAACUCAACCAUAGUUUACUACCAACCACACCCCCCAUUUCCUUCCCUUUAUUUAUAUCCCAACUCCACCUCAAUUCGCAUUCUCCAUUCCCCUUAUCAUUAUUCCUUAACCACCCUAGUUACUCACCUUCUCUUUUAUUUUGUUUCAUGUGAGGGAUAGAGAUUCUGUAACACAAGAAAAAAAUAGUAACUAUGAGUUGCAAUGGCUGCCGUGUUCUUCGAAAGGGUUGCAGUGAGUCGUGUAUUUUGAGACCUUGUUUACAGUGGAUUGAAACUCCAGAAGCUCAAGGUCACGCUACUGUUUUCGUAGCUAAAUUCUUCGGUCGCGCUGGUCUUAUGAACUUUAUUUCCAACGUCCCUGAACCACAAAGACCAGCUUUGUUUCAAUCUUUACUAUUUGAAGCGUGUGGAAGAACGGUUAAUCCUGUAAACGGUGCCGUGGGACUUCUCUGGACUGGGAACUGGCACGUGUGUCAGGCGGCGGUCGAGACGGUUCUUCGCGGCGGCAUGCUUAGGCCUUUACCGGAGUUGACAGGUAUGAACGCGCCUCCUACGUCUGAUGAAGCAUCGGAAGCGGAAGACGCUGGCACAGACGCAAUUUGGAGGAUCCGAGAUCCGAAUCAGAAUUUUCGGUUACCGAGCUCGAGAUCUAAUAAUAAAGUCGCUUCUGGUGUGAAACGCAGACGAUCGGAGGAUUUUGUGAAGAUUCCGGCGGCAAUUAACCUUGAUCUCCGAUUGACGCCGAUUUUUCAGCAGAAAGGAGUGGAGAACCGCCAGCCUGGAUCGCCGUCGAUGACGUCGGAGGAAUCCGUGACUACGACGGCGUGUUUGGAGGCUGGGAUCGGAGAAAAGUGGAGUCACGGUGGUGAUAGGAAAGUUCUCAACCUUUUCAUAUGAGGACUUUCUUUGUUUGUGAUGCGUGUGUGACUCACGCGCGCGUGGUAACGUUCCUUUGUUUUGCUUACAAUACUCAUUGUGGUGGAAAGGGAUAAAACGGUUUUGUAGUUCGACGAGUUUUCGUGAGUUACCACCGGUUCAGGAUUUCUCUGGAGAGAAAAAUGAUGGUUCGUCGGUGAAAUUUUUUUUUUUUUACUGUCUUUUGUUUUUUAUUUUCUAGCAAAUAUGAGACAUGCAAACCUGUGUAACCGUGGAAGAUCAAUAUUAAAUGAAAUGAAAUAAAAUAAAAUAAAUAGUUUUAUUUAA
Messenger RNA from Vicia villosa (hairy vetch), 1231 nucleotides. Its product is annotated as LOB domain-containing protein 38-like. Bases 221 to 925 code for a protein of 234 amino acids. The transcript is spliced from 2 exons. Gene Ontology annotation, biological process: regulation of gene expression. NCBI's taxonomy places the organism in Eukaryota, Viridiplantae, Streptophyta, Magnoliopsida, Fabales, Fabaceae. The record is from RefSeq and is a predicted model, not a curated record.